AUGGAGGGAGCGGAGGAGGGGAGCAGGAUUCCUCAUGGAGGGAGCGGAGGAGGGGAGCAGGGUUCCUCAUGGAGGGAGCGGAGGAGGGGAGCGGGGUUCCUCAUGGAGGGAGCGGAGGAGGGGAGCAGGGUUCCUCAUGGAGGGAGCGGGGUUCCUCAUGGAGGGAGCAGGGUUCCUCAUGGAGGGAGCAGAGGAGGGGAGCGGGGUUCUUCAUGGAGGGAGCAGAGGAGGGGAGCGGGGUUCCUCAUGGCGGGAGCAGAGGAGGGGAGCAGGGUUCCUCAUGGAGGGAGCGGAGGAGGGGAGCAGGGUUCCUCAUGGAGGGAGCGGAGGAGGGGAGCAGGGUUCCUCAUGGAGGGAGCGGGGUUCCUCAUGGAGGGAGCAGGGUUCCUCAUGGAGGGAGCAGAGGAGGGGAGCGGGGUUCCUUAUGGAGGGAGCGGAGGAGGGGAGCGGGGUUCCUCAUGGAGGGAGCGGGGUUCCUCAUGGAGGGAGCAGAGGAGGGGAGCAGGGUUCCUCAUGGAGGGAGCGGAGGAGGGGAGCAGGGUUCCUCAUGGAGGGAGCAGAGGAGGGGAGCAGGGUUCCUCAUGGAGGGAGCGGAGGAGGGGAGCAGGGUUCCUCAUGGAGGGAGCGGGGUUCCUCAUGGAGGGAGCAGGGUUCCUCAUGGAGGGAGCAGAGGAGGGGAGCGGGGUUCUUCAUGGAGGGAGCAGAGGAGGGGAGCGGGGUUCUUCAUGGAGGGAGCAGAGGAGGGGAGCGGGGUUCCUCAUGGCGGGAGCAGAGGAGGGGAGCAGGGUUCCUCAUGGAGGGAGCGGAGGAGGGGAGUGGGGUUCCUUAUGGAGGGAGCGGGGUUCCUCAUGGAGGGAGCAGAGGAGGGGAGCGGGGUUCCUCAUGGAGGGAGCGGGGUUCCUCAUGGAGGGAGCAGAGGAGGGGAGCAGGGUUCCUCAUGGAGGGAGCGGAGGAGGGGAGCAGGGUUCCUCAUGGAGGGAGCGGAGGAGGGGAGCAGGGUUCCUCAUGGAGGGAGCGGAGGAGGGGAGCAGGGUUCCUCAUGGAGGGAGCGGAGGAGGGGAGCAGGGUUCCUCAUGGAGGGAGCGGAGGAGGGGAGCAGGGUUCCUCAUGGAGGGAGCGGGGUUCCUCAUGGUGGGAGCGGAGGAGGGGAGCGGGGUUCCUCAUGGAGGGAGCAGAGGAGGGGAGCGGGCUUCCUCAUGGAGGGAGCGGAGGAGGGGAGCAGGGUUCCUCAUGGAGGGAGCGGGAGUAGACCUGGUGUGCACAGCGGUUAGUGACUGUUCCUGUCCGUGGUGA
Molecule: messenger RNA, 1293 nt
Organism: Conger conger (European conger)
Lineage: Eukaryota; Metazoa; Chordata; Actinopteri; Anguilliformes; Congridae
Exons: 1
Coding region: 1-1293 (430 amino acids)
Source: RefSeq, a predicted model, not a curated record